UCAAAUCACCUUACCCAAACAAGAUCUCAAAUCUGAACAAAGUAGAGAGUUUCUUCUUCUCUUUCUCUUUGAGUGCAAGCAUUAAUUUCUCCUUCAAAAUCUGAUAAAAUCCCAAACAAUCUAAAUCUUCCUAAAACAAAGGCAAAAUAAACACCCUACACAUGGGUUUUCUUCCUUUUGAUCGCUGCGCUGUCACCCGAAAUGCAUUCACAUUGUUUUGUUACCGGGAACCGGCCCGGACCGACCUCAAACCAGGACUCUGCCGGGCCUCCGUGUCUCAACCCCGGUUUAGCUCACCUUCGCCUGCGACGUUGAGGGCAUUGUGCAGGACGACACCGGUGAAGGCAAGUGCAGUGCACAAGAAGCCUAAGAUUUGUACGGCCGACGAGCUUCACUACGUCAACGUUCCAAAUUCCGAUUGGAGACUCGCUCUCUGGCGUUACCUGCCAUCACCCGAGGGGAAGCCGAGGAAUCACCCAUUGUUGCUGUUAUCAGGGGUUGGGACUAAUGCAGUUGGAUAUGAUCUUGCUCCUGAGUACUCUUUUGCACGCUUCAUGUCUGCUCAAGGAUUUGAUACGUGGAUUCUUGAAGUUCGAGGAGCAGGGUUGAGUGCCAAGCAGACACUUAAUGCAGAUUUCAGGAUUUCUUCGCCUAUAGGAGUAAGCAAAGAUUUGAUUCUGAAAUCCAGUGAACCGCAGUCAUUGUCAAAGAAUAUAAUGCGUUUGUCUGAAAUGCGCUCAGGCUUUCUGCAUGAAGGGCAAAACUCGGCUAUUGCUGGCCAAAUUAUGGAUUUGAGUCAAAAGCUUAUGAAUAUUAUUGAAGAAAGUCACCGUUUGGUUAGACUACUUUUCUUUGACUUGCAAGACCGCUUUUCUACAACACUAGAAGAUUUUCAGAAACAACUAGACCUAGUUGUGAAGUAUGAUUGGGAUUUUGAUCACUAUCUGGAAGAGGAUGUGCCUGCUGCGAUGGAGUAUAUAAAGACUCAAUGCAAACCAAAAGAUGGCAAACUGCUCGCAAUCGGUCACUCCAUGGGGGGGAUUCUUCUGUAUGCAAUGCUCUCAAGAUGUUGUUUCAGAGGAAGUGAUCCUGGAUUUGCAUCGGUCGCUACUUUGGGGUCAUCACUCGACUAUAGAUCUUCGAAAUCAUCACUAAGAUUUCUCUUACCCCUGGUUGAUCCUGCACAAGCCUUUAAGGUUCCUGUCAUACCAAUCGGGACAUUGAUUGCUGCUGCUCAUUCACUAGCAUCUCGUCCUCCCUAUGUCUUAUCUUGGUUAAAAACUCAAAUAUCUGCUCCGGGGAUGAUGCAUCCAGAGUUGUUGGAAAAGCUUGUUCUGAACAACUUCUGCACCGUACCCGCUAAGCUUCUGCUGCACCUUAGAACAGUCUUUCAAGAGGGUGGGUUGCGUGACAGGACUGGAACCUUCAUUUACAAGCGUCAUUUAGGCCAAAGCAAUGUCCCCGUGCUAGCAGUUGCUGGAGAUCAAGAUCUAAUAUGUCCACCAGAAGCUGCAUAUGAAACUGUGAAGCUUAUUCCUGAGCAUUUGGUUACGUACAGAGUGUUGGGAGAACCUGGUGGUCCACAUUAUGCUCACUAUGAUCUAGUCGGAGGUCAUACGGCAAUAGAUCGAGUGUAUCCAUGUAUAGUUGAAUUCCUUGAUCGUCACGAUAUGAUUUAGUUUUCCCUCGACACAUUUCCAAUGUUCUUGUUUUCCCUUCAGUAUCCCAUUCCCAUGUCAUUGAAGAAAGAAGCAAAAUGCAUGAAAGACGGAUUUGGAUUCUCCAGCAGAGUCGCUUCCAAAUCCAGGUUCAUAUGCAUUGUAAGUGGAAUCAAGUUUUGUGAAGAUUAAGUUGUACUUUAUAUUAUUGAAUAGAUAAUUGUAAAGGGAAUACCAUAUUUUGUAAAGGGUUACUAAUACAAUAAUAUAGGAUUGAUCGCGAUUUAGAUACGAGAUCGUUCUUUAGUUGUGUUUGGCCACCA
Molecule: messenger RNA, 1981 nt
Organism: Tripterygium wilfordii
Lineage: Eukaryota; Viridiplantae; Streptophyta; Magnoliopsida; Celastrales; Celastraceae
Exons: 11
Coding region: 162-1679 (505 amino acids)
Source: RefSeq, a predicted model, not a curated record